UUCUCUUUUGGUGGUUUAAUGCUGUUCAGACCUGCAGGGGCAGGCAGGGUGGGGUGUUGGUGUGGGUUCACUGGAGUGAUGAGCGCUCUGUGCCCCAUCCGAGUGCUGCUGCUGCUGCUGCUCUGUGCUCUGCUGGGCUCCCACACUGCUCGUGGCUUUGGUGGCCAGGAGUCCCUGAGCCCCAGGGACAGGCACGCCCGCUCCGUCAGCGUCCCACCGCAGCCCCGCGACUGUGCCCUCUCCUCCUGGUCCUCCUGGAGCAAGUGUGACCCCUGCCAGAAGAAAAGGUACAGAUUUGCCCGCCUGGAACAGCCCUCUCAGUUUGGUGGAGAUCCCUGUGAUGACUCUGACAGAGAAGCUGAGGACUGUGUCACAGGCAGUCCUUGCAGGAACAGAGUUCGGUGUGAUGGGUUUGUGUGUGCAGUUACAGGGAGAUGCAUUGCACGGAGGCUGCUCUGCAAUGGGGAUGACGACUGUGGGGACCAGUCAGAUGAGAAAAACUGCAAAAAAGUGUUCAGGAAAUGUGACCAGAAGAUGGAAGAGUAUUGGGGAAUAGAGAAUCUGGCAAAAGGGUUGAAUAUCUUCACAAACAGCUUGGAAGGGUUGGUCCUUGAUCACAGGUACUAUGCUGGGGGAUGUUCUCCCCAUUACAUCACAGACACCAGGUUCAGGAAGCCAUACAACAUAGAGAGCUACAUACCAGAGACCAAAGGCAAAUAUGAAUUUACAAUGACUGAAUAUGACUCCUACUCAAAUUAUGAAAGCAGUGUCCUGAGGGCAAAAGCUUCGCAGACAAGCUUCAGCUUCGGUAUAAAAAUACCAAAAGUGUUUGAACUUGGUUACAAUUCAAAUGACAUGAGGUUCAAGAAGUUCAUGCAAAGGAUGAAAAGAUUUUCUUCCAGUUCCAGCAAGUUCAUCCACGCCCGUUCUGAGCUGGCUGUUGGUGUUUACAAGCUGAAGCCCCGAGCCCUGAUGCUGCACCACGAGUUCCUGCAGCGGCUCCGGCAGCUCCCCACGGAUUACAGCUACGGGGAAUACCGGGAGCUCUACAGGGAUUUUGGGACACACUUCAUCCAGGAGGCCACUCUCGGAGGCAUCUAUGAAUAUACCCUGGUGAUGAACAGCGAGGAGCUCCGCAAGGCGGGUUUUUCUCUGAGUGAUGUCCAGAAAUGUGCACAGAAGGGCUUUAACAUUGGUGUGAAUCUUGUUAAAGUCACUGUGGGGCUUGGAGUAGAGUCAGCUAGCUGUAAAGCCCUUUUGAAAGAGAUUGGAGACAGCACAGCCAGGAAAGAGCUGGUGGAGGAUUUCGUGGCGCUGGUGCGUGGUGGGGCGAGCGAGGACAUCACCAGGCUGGCACACAAGGACCUGCCCACAGCCGAGCUCCUGCAGCGGUGGGGAGAUGCUGUGCAGUACAACCCUGAGAUCAUAAAGCUGAAGGCAGAGCCACUGUAUGAGCUGGUGACUCCCUCUGACCUGGCUGAUUCCAUGAAAAUCAAGGAGAAUCUGCGCCGGGCUCUGGAUGAGUUCCAGCUGGAGACCAGUUCCUGUCGCUGUGCUCCGUGCCAUGGGAAUGGCAUCCCCUUCCUCAGAGGAGCAGAGUGUGAGUGCCUGUGUCCCCUCGGCUACCGCGGCUCCGCCUGUGAGAUCAGCAGCAGGAAAGAUGCUGCUAUUAAUGGAAACUGGGGGUGCUGGGCCAGCUGGUCCCCAUGCUCAGGAGGUCAGAGGACAAGAAGGAGAGAAUGCAACAACCCUGCCCCACAGAAUGGUGGCUCCUGGUGCUCAGGGCCAGACUCUGAGACAGUUCCCUGCUAGAGGGAACCCAUAGGAGCUCCCACAGAACCGAUGGGCACUUGGCAGACUGCUUGGGAAGACAUCACCUCACUGGACUUCUGAGUUGGCCUCUCUCUGCCCAUGGGUCUCAUCCAAAUCAGAAACAUUUCAGAAGACCCUGGGAGCUGGGAGGGUGUUAGGAACCACACCUUGGGAUGUGCAGUUGUCCCGUGGGAUUGAAUGUGCUUACUGACCUCAAUAUUUUUCCUCUUCCCUGUCUUUACUGCAAUGAGACAAGCUUUAUCUCUGUCUGUAUUUGGUAGCUGCGUGAUUUCAAAUUGUACUGUCUUGUUGUUGAAGGUUCCUUUGAGAUAAGAAGAGACACUUUGAUCUUACGUGCAGCAGGAUGUGCACUGAUGCACAGCUUCUGUGAAGGCAGCUGUGUCAUGUGCAGCAAAAUCCAGCAUAUUAAAGCCUAAAUCUCAAUGAGCACGACAGCAUCUAACGUGACAUUUAGAGCCACUGUGCCUCACUACCCUCCUUUCCCAAUUUAUUGUAUUGUUCCCACCCCUGCCAUGGGCAGGGACACCUUCCACCAUCCCAGCCUGCUCCAAGCCCUUUCCAACGUGGUCUUGGACACUUCCAAGGUUGGGGCAGCCACAGCUUCUCUGGGACAAAUGGAACCUUUGGAAAAAGCUGUCUGCACAUCCCCUGAGGUCUUCUGCCCUUAGUAGCUGUGUUUGCCCCAGACAAGCUCUGGUUAAUAAAUCUGAUCCCAUGAAA
Messenger RNA from Sturnus vulgaris (Common starling), 2553 nucleotides. RefSeq names its product complement C8 beta chain (gene C8B). Gene Ontology annotation, biological process: complement activation. The record is from RefSeq and is a predicted model, not a curated record. Lineage: Eukaryota; Metazoa; Chordata; Aves; Passeriformes; Sturnidae. Gene Ontology annotation, cellular component: membrane attack complex. Gene Ontology annotation, molecular function: protein binding.